Messenger RNA from Diaporthe amygdali, 1020 nucleotides. RefSeq lists its product as uncharacterized. Bases 1 to 1020 code for a protein of 339 amino acids. The record is from RefSeq and is a predicted model, not a curated record. The transcript has 2 exons. Lineage: Eukaryota; Fungi; Ascomycota; Sordariomycetes; Diaporthales; Diaporthaceae.
AUGAUGAGUGAAAGCAAUUCGCAGGAAAGGCCAUCGUCGAAUUUAUGUUGUUGCAGGGAGCGGCCUACUAUAACAGCAAUAGAUGAAGCACUAUGGGAGCAGACCGUCGAAAGCUACCGCAUCCGCCGUGAUCAUACAAGCAACCCCCCUCGCAACGCUAGCGUAGGAGCUCAACAGAACAUUCGAAACAAUACAGCGGAGCCCACGAACACGGUCAGAGAUAACGACCGGGAAUGUAAUGGUGGCAUCGACAACCGCCGCGAAGGGACUCCAGGCUUUAUCAACCUGGUCAUCAACCGUGGCUGGAAUGGGCCCCGAUGGCUUCAUCGCUUACGCAAAGGCAGGAAGAGCUACGACGAAGGUUGUGAAUAUGGUUUCUGUCUUAAUUUAGCAGAUGUUCAGCGAAUGCACAUGCGGUUGUUGCAAGCGCGAGUUACUUGGCUCGCUCUUUCGGCGGGAUUUGAUAAUGACCACGGUAUCAGCAAGGGCGUGCUUUCUGAUUUGGGCCCCGCCCUACAUGACUACGUGCAAGCCGUUCACGACCACGAGUACAUGGGCCGGUUUGCCGGACAACGCCACGACCCUUUCAGAGUUUCUAGUGAACGCUUUCAAGAGAAGAUUCUCCUUGAUAGAGUCGCCAUUCGCUUGGGAAAGACGGUAGCCGAUUUCACGCACCUCCAGCCGGAGGCGCUAGCCACAGGACCGUGGGAGGAUGGCGAGAGUGUGAUGAGACCCAUAGGUGGGACACGUGGGGAGACGUUUAGACGAGCCCUAUGGUCACGCAUCGCGAGCACGCUCGUUGGGGCUGCCUUCCUCAUUGGGCCUAUGUGGCUCCUGGUUCUGAAUCAAAAUCUUUAUCUGCAGCUAGGAGUCACCACAGGGUGUGUGGUAAUGUUUGGUUUGGUAAUGGUGGCGGCUCUGGAGACGCUGGAAGCGGUAUUUGCGGCGACACUGGCUUACGCGGCCGUUUUGAUGGUUUUUGUUGGAGUUGUUAUGGACGGCCUGAAAGCGGAUUCAUAG